Molecule: messenger RNA, 3340 nt
Organism: Molossus molossus (Pallas's mastiff bat)
Lineage: Eukaryota; Metazoa; Chordata; Mammalia; Chiroptera; Molossidae
Gene: PLEKHA1
Product: pleckstrin homology domain containing A1
Exons: 12
Coding region: 190-1371 (393 amino acids)
Cellular component (GO): membrane; cytoplasm
Molecular function (GO): PDZ domain binding
Source: RefSeq, a predicted model, not a curated record
UUCAUGCUCCGACCCAUUACCUGCUAGUUCUCCGGUGUUGGAAGGCGCCGCCCCUUCGCGGUGUCCGGGGGAAGCACGCUGCCUGCUCAUAGGGGCGUUUGGAGGAGGAGAUGAGAAAGUGCUUGGAAAAGAACCACAGAGCCUGGCCUGUCGGAAGUGGCCAGUGAAGUGUGAUGUGCAAGCUCAGAAAUGCCUUAUGUGGAUCGUCAGAAUCGCAUUUGUGGUUUUCUGGACAUUGAAGAAAAUGAAAAUAGUGGUAAAUUUCUUCGAAGGUACUUCAUACUGGAUACCAGAGAAGACAGUUUUGUUUGGUACAUGGAUAAUCCACAGAAUCUUCCUUCUGGGUCAUCACGUGUUGGAGCCAUUAAACUUACCUACAUUUCAAAGGUCAGCGAUGCCACUAAGCUGAGGCCAAAGGCUGAGUUCUGUUUUGUUAUGAACGCAGGGAUGAGGAAAUACUUCCUACAAGCUAAUGAUCAGCAGGACCUGGUAGAAUGGGUCAAUGUGUUGAACAAAGCUAUAAAAAUUACAGUACCAAAGCAGUCAGACGCACAGCCUCAUUCUGAAAACCCGAGUCGCCACGGUGAAUGCGGGAAGAAGCAGGUGUCCUACCGAACGGACAUCGUUGGCGGUGUGCCCAUCGUCACUCCCACUCAGAAAGAAGAAGUUAGUGACUGUGGCGAAGGUGCUGACAGAAACCAUGUGAAACGGUCCCAAAGCCACCUGCCUCACCUUGCCCCCAAACCCUCCUCCGACAGUGCGGUCAUCAAGGCGGGCUACUGCGUCAAGCAGGGGGCGGUGAUGAGGAACUGGAAGAGGAGGUACUUUCAGCUGGACGAGGACACGAUCGGCUACUUUAAGUCCGAGCUGGAAAAGGAGCCUCUCCGCGUCAUACCACUGAAGGAGGUGCACAAGGUCCAGGAGUGCAAGCAGAGUGAUAUAAUGAUGAGGGACAAUCUCUUUGAAAUUGUGACAUCGUCUCGGACUUUCUAUGUGCAGGCGGACAGCCCCGAGGACAUGCACAGCUGGAUCCGAGCCGUCUCCGGUGCCAUCGUCGCCCAGCGGGGGCCCGGCCGGUCAGCCUCCGCUGAGCAUCCCGCCGGCCCCGAGCCCCAGUCCGUGCUCCGCCCUGCCGGCGCCCCGCAUCCCGCAGCCGCUCGCAGCCGCUCUCUGGUCUCCAGCCUCACCGUGGAGAAGCGAGGAUUUUACGAAUCUCUUGCCAAGGUCAAGCCAGGGAGCUUCCAGGUGCAGACUGUCUCUCCAAGAGAACCAGCUUCCAAAGUGACUGGCCGAGCGCUGCUCAGCCCUCCGGAGCCAGACAGCGGCCCCGUGGACUUGGACGACGCGAGCCUGCCGGUCAGUGACGUGUGACACGGAGGCCUGGGACGCCCCCGCCACUCAGCCCCUCAAUUUCCUCUCCUGAGGCUCCAGCCAAAGAUGACAAAGGGUGAAAUGGCUUCACGGCCCGUGUCCUAUGCCUCGUCGACGUCCUCUUCGUGCUGGUGAACCGAGGGUCUGGGGAGGGGCCGCACCAAAGGGAUCUCUUCAAAGAAGGAGGAAGGGAGACGCCACGUGGCUCCGUGUUGCAUCCGAGCGCUGUGUCCUCAUCUAGUGAUGGGCACGGGGUGUGGUGUCUUUUCCUCGUGCAUUUGACCAUUGAAAUGCUCAUCAAUUUAAAACAUUGAAAAUGCUUAUUAAUUAUCUUGGUUGUUUUUAAAAUGCUACUAUGACUUCCUGUUAGAUGGUUGCUAUUUACCCUCUCUUACCGGUGAACGUGAUAGAAUGAAAUGCCGCCAGACUGCGCUCACAUCGUGCUGUCCGGUGCUGGGGGACUCAGCACAAGGCGUGUGCCGGGGUGACCACCUGGUGCCUGGGCCUCGAGGUGGCGCUGAGCUUUCAUAAAGGAUGCUGUUGGACCGUACGAGGGCUGUGGGUCGUCCUAGGGUGAGAAGUGGGGAGGAGACUGGAAACAGCUGUAUCGCAGACACUUGUUUGGGGAAGGUAACGAGGGCUUGCAGUUGUCCGCUUUACUCGGUGAGGGUUAUUUGGUGUGACGUUUCUGGGAGACCCGAUUUUUUUAUGGAAGUUUUGUACAAAGUUUUUAUUUCUGUCCUUGGGUCAGUGAGAGACUCCGAGUUUAUUUGCAGAGACACCUGCCCCAGGCACGAGAUGUGGCUCUAACAACCCGUUCAAGUGCCUGUGUUUUCAUCCCGCGCGUGCUCAGACGUCCUCUGUGGUUGGCUGUAAGCACUGGGGUGGAGGUAGAUUUCCAUGGCACAGCUGAAUGUGUUAGAUGAGGUAUCGUUCUCUGUUGAGAUGCAGGAUGCUGGUGGUGUACGGCCUGUGCAGCAGUGUGUUUUCAGACAUGAAUCCGUGUGCACGGAACACGGGCUGCACAGGCACAGGCACCGCGCAGAGUCCUUGGCUGGAGGUGCGGCUGGGAGACUGGUUUGGGCGGGACCAGCUUUGCGGUUCAGUCUUGAACUUUUGCUUUAAGAAGAUAGUCUUGAAUCUCAUGUGCUGCUAUUUUUAUGAUGUUUUGCCAUUUUAUAGUAUUGUUUUGUUUUGAGUUCAUACCUGUCCUGUUUCUCCCUUUCAUUGUCUAAGAUGAGUUCUCGUCUGAGGACGACUUUCUCUCCUGCUGCAGCUGUGAGGUCCAGAGGUUCCUGUCUGUCACAGUACAGUUGCCAUGGCGGCGGUGUGAUGCACAAAUGCACAGAGAACGCACCACUCCACCUUUCAUUCAUAAGCUAAUGUUUUUAAAGUUAUACUUGGAGUUUUCCUUUUUUGCAGCUACACUUGGAAAAGAUAGAAUGACAAGGUUUUAGGAUCUGUCCCUUUUCUGUGCGUGGUCGUGGCUCUUUGAGUCCGUGCACACCAAGGAAGUCUUGGCGGACGGUCUGUGACGCUCAGGAGCCCGAGGCUGCUCUCUCUGCUGACCCUGCAGGGCGCGUCUGACCUGUCCUGUUUGGUGACGCUAUAGCUGCAUAGUGCGAAGGACUGUCUCCAUUUCGAGACUUUUAUGGAACUGCCUUUGUAUUCUCUAGCAUAGGACAACGUUCUUGUGAUUUCUGGGGUCUUCUGGUAUUUAUCUCAAUACUUUUAUAAUCCUAUGAAAAUUAUUUAAUUAUUUUAAAACGUAUACUUUUCUUGUAAAUAUGUCACAUCUGAAUUGUCAGAAAUUUGAAAACCUUAAUGUUUGCUGCGUUUUUUUUCUGUACAUAUAACAUGCCUUCUUUCAGAAUGGGAUACACGCGUGCUUCCCAGUGUUUACUUUUACAUGUCACCUUUCUAUGUCCGGGUGAACACUGUACUGACUCGAGAAUAAACUCAAAAUUCA